CUUCGUACCGCAAGUAGCGCACCGUACAGAAGUAAAAAAAUUGUGCACGUCUCGCGGCCGCGUAGGCUUUUUUUUACUCGGUGUAAAACUCGGAAAUCCGGCUGGCAAGCUACACUAAACAGGUCAAAAUCGAUCCGGAAAUGCAUUCUACCCUUGGUGGUAGGAUCGGUGUCUAAGUGAAGAUUUUCCUGACGGUGGAAAGCGGCUGGCAAGAACCAAAAUAUAGAAAAUCUGGAAGCAAUCGAAGCUGUGUGUGAAGCCUCAGCGAAGGAAAACAACAAGAAGAAGCCAAGGUAUCUUUUGGGUAAAUAAAAGAAUUGAUCAUUUAAUGAUGGAUACAAAAUCGGCUGAUGAAACGUCGAAAAAGGAGCUGCCGGUGGAAGCAAUAGUAGAUGAGUUGAAGCAGAAAAACGAGCUGACGGAAGCUGCAACAACAGAGCCAAAAUUAUCCGCUGCAGCAAGCGAAAAGCAGCAGAACAAUGACGUAGGGGCGGAAUCAAACGCGGAUGAAACGAGCGGCUCAAAGUGUCGACCAGCGGCAGGCGACGGUACCGCUGAAAGCGUUACGCUAGAAGAUGAGACUGUUGUCAAAUCUGACAAAGUGGAACAGAAGACUGAUACUGCUCAUUCGAUGCCAGAUGAUGAGGAGGCAGCUGAAGAGCAGUUUGAGGAUGCUGUUGAUACGGUGGAGAAGCUGGAAUCGACCGAGGUUUUAACCCCAAUUGCCAAGAAAGCCUCAAGUGCAGAGCUGAAAUCUAUUCCGUCCGGCAUAAGCCAACCAACGUCAGCAUCUCAAGAAUCGCUCGUUGCUGUACAGUCGGUUAAGGCCGAAUCGUUCGAAAUCGAAAGCUCACCGGAGAAAAGUUCGCCCGAUAAGGAUGUCGUUCCUACACCUGUGUAUUCUCGCCCUGGGCCGUCUUCUUCUAAAGUAGGUGCACUAGGGAGAACGUUCCCCGUCAAAGCUUCCACGGAAAUCGUAACGGUAGACUUGGAUGACGAUGAUGAUGAAGAUGAAGAAGCGGAGAGAGAAUAUAGAGAUGCUCGAUCCAAACGAGAGACCUAUGAUAUCGAUGAGGAAGAUGACGAUUACUAUGACGACCCGGACAGUGACGAUCAGGAUGUGAAUCGUGUACUUCAGGAAGUCAACGACGAAAUCAACGCAAUGGAUGAUCCGGACUCGAGAGAUGAUAAGAUGGAUGUUAGCUCGGACGAGGAUGAUUACAGUGAAGAUGAUGAUGAAGAAGAGUCAGGCAGUCUGCAGCGUAGAAACGUAUCAGGUUCGGGUGCUAGCAGUGCCAAGCGAAAGCACAGUGAUUAUUCGGAGGACGAUGUGGUGUACAGUGAAGACGAGGACGAUGAUUUCGUCGACGAGGAUGACGAUGAGGAUGUAGAAGAAGUGGUGGACCUGGAAGCGGAAAACGUGUCGAAAAAGCCUCCGCAGGCGUCAGUGUCAAUGGGACAAAUCAGUGUUGAUGACGAAAGUGAUGAUGAUGAUGUGCAACAGGAAAGGAAUCUGUCGCAUAAAGUGAAGUAUAAAACAUACCGGAAGAAGCUGGUAGCGAGAGUGCUCAAGAGGACCCACAAAAUACUAAACAGACGCAGUAUGCACGUUAUGGAAGAGGGCAGCGAUGUGCUCGUCUGCUCGGAUGCCAAAAUAGUCAGCCUGAAAUCUACUAUCGGUGCGGCAGUGAAACCCUCGUCAGCGGAAGAAGCCUCCGCCACCAUUGUUAGGGAUUCCGACGCUAAAGAGACUAGAACAAAGGAUCAGCCGGUUUCAUCUGAUACACAGGAAAACCCGAAUGAUUCGAUCGUAGACGCUGUGGGUGUCGUCGGGGCUGAAGUGCAAGAGGAGAACAAAGAGAACAUGACGGUCAAGGACGCUACCAAGGAAGUUCGACGGGAGACCACCGAUGAUAAGGUAAAGCAAAGUGAUGACGAGCGAACCGAGCGGCGAGGCCGAAAAACAACCAAGGAUGAGCCGGAUGUGAUCGAAUCUGUCAUGGACGAUAUCGACGAUAUAAUAGAUGAAGCCAAAUAUCAGAACGGAACGAAGGGUGGUGAUUUCAAUGAUGAACUUGCGUUUCAAAUGGAUGCCGAUGGAAGCCAACCGGACGAUGAGGAUCAUUAUGACGACGGUGACGAUGACGAGGACGACGAUGAGGAGGGUGCAGUGGAUUUGUCCUCGUCGUAUGAUGCAAACAAAAGUGACCGAGAAGAUUAUGGUAGGCAGAGCCAGACGGACGAAUCGGAUGCGGUGGAGAUGAUUGACAGCUCGCCAGAAAAAAGUUCCAGCGUCGCUAGCAUGAACAAAUCUCCUACGAAAACGUCUGUCCCUAAACUAGAAAGUGAUCUCAGUAAAGCUAUCAAGCAGGAAAAUGAAUUGUUAGUAUCUGCGAAGAAAGAUGAAGCGGAACAGAUUGAAAAGCAGUCAGAUUCUGAAAAUCCUUCUCUGACUGCGAGCGUGACUAUUCCGAAUAAAGAUGACCAAUUGGAAGCUCUGAAAGAACCCCAACCAGUUUCGCGGAAACGUCGGCGGUCUGUUGAACCGAAUGAGGAGCGCGAAGAAGAGCCACUACUACCGUCGAAAAAGCUUAAACGUGAACUGGAGUGUAAUUUCCAUGCGCACGAUCUACUGCUGAAAGAGUACAUUGAAACAACCACCAACAACUCAAUAGACGACGUACAAAAGCACACCGAUGCACUGCAGGUCGAGAUUCGGACCCUAAACGAAAUGAUACGUGCCAAAGAGAACGAAUGGAACAAUAUGAUCCAUUUGAAGAAGGUGAAAGAGGAAAUUUUGCUCCGAUUGACGCGCAAAAAACAUGUACUGAACCUCACCGAUACCAAACUAGGUGAAGAAUCGGAAUUCUCCAAUUUCGAUUCAUCCAAUUUAACAAAUGUGCGGUCCGCAUCGGUAGGUCCUCGGCCCCCGACACCGCCGCCGGAAGUGGAUGCCCGCCCCGCUUCCGUUACACCAAUGCACAGUAAUACGUUGAACAGUGGCGCCAGAAAUGCCAGUGGCUCGAGUCACUCUAUGCCUGGUGGCCGUCAACACUUUUCCCUUCCAAACAGCAAAGACAACAGUCUGUUCGCCCAGUUCAACCACAGCAACAGUUCCGUAACCAUGGUGCCAUUAUCAACGUCCUCCGCGUUGAUCACUUCCACGAAUACGAUCUUGCAGUCUAGGGCCAACAUGAAGUCCGCCGAAGUCGCGAGAGAAAAACCGAAUGCGGUCCAAAUUCAGCGGCAAAUUUUGCCGAAACCAGUUCUCUCCAACCAUCAGCAGAUUUUGAACAAUCUAGCCAUGUCGGCCGGACUGACCGCCGCUUCCAUAACCAGCGCUAGCGGUUCCACAUCGAUCUCAAACAGUGCACCGACGUCAACCCACGCUGCAAACGCGGCGGCUAUCGCAGCCAACAACAUCCUGGCCGGUCUGUCGGCCCAGGCAGCUGCCCUGCUAAACGGGCACCACAGUCCAUCGGGGUCCAAUCACCAUCAUCAGUCAGCGAACCAACUGCAAGUUGGCCGGCAAGGUGUUAUCAAGGAUGUCAAGAGUAUUAUCGCCGACUACAGGCAGAAACAUCCCGAGCAGGUUCCCCGACGAGGACGCCGGCUGAAGAAUAUUCCUAACUAUGACGGUGGAAAGGGUGCUCCCGGUUCGGCCGCUGCAAGGAUGACAGAGCUAAGCUUGCUACUGGCCGCAGCAGAGAACUCCCGUCCCUCUAGCAACGACUCGUCCCAGAGCAAUUCCAACAACCUGCCGGCCGCCGCCGGUGGCAGCUCGAACCCACCCGGUUUAUCCUUCAAAGAUGUCCUGGUGCAAUUUGCCAAAAUGAGCCAAUCCGAUCGUAAUUUGCUCUCCAAUCUGAGCAGCCUGACCAGCGCUGCUGUGGCUGCCACAACUGCAACUGCCUCAGCUACAACCAAUUCUUCAUCUUCUUCCCAUCAGCAGCAGCAGCAAUCGCAGCAGAAUGCUGCCGCCAAUCUUAGCAAAGGAGCGUAUCCAGAAGUUACGCUGCACCCGGUAAUGAACUCCAACUCUACUUCCGGCACCAACGCCGAAAUGAAUCAUACUUCUGGAAGCCAUACGAACGGCACUAACCAAUCACAGACUAGCAACAGUUCGACCAAUUCCUUACUACAUGGAAUCCUAACUAAAUCCUCUUCCCGGCCUAACGCCACCGGAUUUACCUCGUUCUCGCCGACCCUGGCCCGCCUAUUGACAGCUCCGGAGCGGAUGAGCUCACAGGCAGCAACCGUCACUUCCGGCGCUCUAGCGAACCUCCAGGCCAACACCGGACUGAAUCUGUCCAAGUCGAACAGUGAAAUCACGAUAACCCCAGUCGUGGCGUCCAACUUGCAGCAGUCACUGUUGGCCCAUCAGCAGCAGCUUCAAGAGCAACACAAGCAGCUGCAGCGGCUACGGGAGCAGCAUUUCCUGAACAUGGACGACGAAGCGGACGACAGCGUCGAUCGGCUGGUAAUCGACGAGGGCGAUGACCAUCAUGGUUCUUCCGGUGCCCCGCGUGCCGACGGGCAGCACCACCGGGAGCGGGAAGCGAACGUGGUGAUCACAACACGCGGCGGAAAUGGGCCCGACUUCGAGAAUGACGUCCCCGAGUGUCAGGGAUGCAAAAAGCGGGAAGCGCAGUUCGUGUGCGCCGGCUGCGGCAAUCAGUGGUACUGCAGCCGUGAAUGCCAGGUCAACGCUUGGGACGACCACUCCGAAGUUUGCACAGGCUAAACGCGGAAAACUCCAACGCUGAACGACUACGUCUACCACUACUACUACUGCUUUGAGAAGGUAUUAUUUUUAUCGCAAAUGACUAUUUGAAAGCAAACAUAAUAAGACACAUUGAACUAUCCAUUUAUCCUAAGAAGCGACCACACUGCAGCAUAACUAAUCAGUAUAGGAUUUCUAACAAAACCAAGCAAACCAAUUUGCGUAGAAAAUUUUCAAUCACUUGAGAUAGCAUCCCUAAAUAAUUUUUAAGAUAAAGAUAGCAGCGGAUAUGGAGCACUAUUGAAAGAUAAGAACAUUCCCUCCGUAGGAGGGCAAUAGAGAAUAGAUCGUCACGAACGAAUGUCCGAUUCUUAUUGUUUCAUUUUGAUACCAUAAUCGGUUAGGUGUGCAAUCAUUCUCCAAAGAGGAGCAAUAGAAACACACGCAUAUAACAUAGCAUUAGAACUAAGUUGCAUUUCUUGGUUUGAUAAGUGAGAUAAACGUUUACAGGAAAUGACCGAAUACACUUGGUCCAAUCUUAGUUCUUUUUAGUUUGACAGUUUAUUUCAGCAUGUUUCAUUCUACUUCGUUUUCUUCUUGGUUUAAACAAGAAAAAUAAGUGUCGUUGAAAAACAUGGAGUAGCAAAAAGUAACUUUUAACUUUAGAGAUUUGAUUCUUUGAAAUAUUCAACAAAAUCUGAAAGGUAGAAUUACUAGGAAGAUAUAAAAGAAUGACAAGUGAUCAAAAAAGGAAAGGUAGAUGUGUGUGUACGCAAAACAGUGGAAGAAACUACACUUAUUUAAACAUUACUAUUAAUUACAUCCUGUAAUUGAUCUUAUAUAUUUACCAACACAUUUAUAAUACCAGUGCACAGCUAACAUACAUAAAUAUCGUAACUAAGGCAUUGAAACUCUGAGUAUGGCAUACUGAACAGUAGCAGUAGACGACAAAAUGUGUGGGAAAGAAUGAAUAGGUCUGUGGUCAGUUGGCUCUCGAUGUCACUGGCGUGAUGGUUUAAUAAAAACACGUGCACUAAAUCGGCACGGGUUUGCGUGUGCGAAUUCGAUUGUAAUGAAACAGAAAUACAGUGUAACAGCAUUAA
Molecule: messenger RNA, 5826 nt
Organism: Wyeomyia smithii (pitcher-plant mosquito)
Lineage: Eukaryota; Metazoa; Arthropoda; Insecta; Diptera; Culicidae
Product: probable serine/threonine-protein kinase kinX
Exons: 7
Coding region: 329-4744 (1471 amino acids)
Source: RefSeq, a predicted model, not a curated record